UCAACCCACAUGCACCCAAUCUUCCUUGUCUCCAAUAGCAUUGGCAUCGCGAAGCAAGACGACAAAAACAUCAGCUUUUGUGGAGGCCAACAGUGACCGCAGAGCCAACUCUUCAUCAUUGUCGUCCUUGUCGGAGCCCAAAGAAGUAACCCGAAGCAAGCUCGGGGCAGCAGUGCAUCAUUGGCAGGAGGGGGCAUUUCGGCGGAGACAUCAGAUGCAACCGGCGGCAACGACAAGAACCCGAGUCCCUCGACCAACACAGCAGAGUCGUGGAACAGUCCGUCGGAAGAGCCAGAACCGGUUGGAGGAGCAGCCGCCGUCACAUACCGAUGUCGGUGGCGAGGACGAGCCGACCGCGGAGUUGGCGCGUGAACUUCAUCCGGCCGCAGCAGCAUCAUGGAACCAAGCCCCUCAAUCGAUAGGCCCGGGGCACAAGUCUGCACUGUGGGAAGGCAGUGGAGGAGCAACGGGAUCCCCCGAUGCAGGCUUGCGGAUGCGACGCGGAGAGCAAGGACAGCUGCAGCAAGAACGGCGGGCGCCGGUGUCGAUGCUGGGAUGGUCGAGGUUGUGGUUGCAGUCUCCAGCGUGCCGCCUGCGGGACAGCCGAAGGCGGCUGCAGCAUGCCGGCCACGACACGGGGCGACGGCGCACAGUACCGAGCACCUCUCUGCCAGCUCUCUAUGCAGCGAGCGCAGGGGGCGGGGCAUGGAAAUCCGGCCGGCGUCUGCCGCGCGCCAAAGGCGAGGAUGCGAGAGCCAAGCCUGCGCCGGACUGCAGGAGGGACGGCGGGAGGAGACAGCGAGGACUCCGGAUCUGGGCUCAGAAGGUGCAGAGGAGGCCGGAGACGGGAGAUCAGGGUGGCGGCGCCGCGCGCGCACCCGUCGCCACCAUGGUCCCGUAUUUCCUCAUCUUGUGGUAGCGGCUAGGCCGGAUGGGCAACAGCAGGAGCUGCAGAAUUUUACAAGGGAUCAGGGUUAAAAGAGGUGAAGUCCGCUACACAUUCAUUUCUUUUGUUCAGUGCCACUUUUGAGUUCAUAGAUCACUAGUCCUUUCUCCAAUCAAGAUUUGUUCAGUCAGGUACUGAAUUACCACAAAUCGAACCAACAAUUUCCAGAUUAUAGUAAAGAAGUAGUAGCACUAGUACUAGCAGAACAUGGAUUAGCAACACCAAAUCUGGCCUCGGUCUACAGCAAACACAUGCAUGCGAGCUCUGAAUCGGGAAACAAAGAGGUAAAAUGAAAGCAGCUCAUGUAACAGUGCACAGACAGAAGUUGCUCACAU
Lolium perenne is the source of this 1281-nucleotide messenger RNA. The record is from RefSeq and is a predicted model, not a curated record. Lineage: Eukaryota; Viridiplantae; Streptophyta; Magnoliopsida; Poales; Poaceae.